AUGGCGUCCCUCGACGGCGGGCGCGAGGAGCCGCGGAGACGGAGGCUCGUCGUCGGCGGGGCGCUCGUGCUCGGCGGCCUCGCGGGCCUGCGCUACGGCGCCGCGCCGUCCCUCGGCGUGUCCGCGCCCGCCGCGCUGUCCGCGGUGUCGUCCUACGACGAGGACCCCGCGAGCGGCUCGAGCGGCGCCGGCGACGCGACGGCGGCGACGGACUACGAGCUGCGCAUCCGCGUGAGCGACGACUACACGGACCUCUACGGCGCGCCGGCGAAGCACUACCCCUUCAUGACGACGAACAAGUACGACUACAUCGUCGAGCCCUACAAGCGGACGCGGCUCUACGUCGCGUGCGAGGCGUGCCCCGACGACGCGACGUACGCCUGGACCUUCACGGCCGACGACACUUUGGAGGGGUCCCACGUCGUCAAGACGUUCCCCGAGCUGUCGUCCUACCCCGUGACGCUGACCGCGACGGACGCCGCGGGCGCGCUCCUCGCGGCCGACACGGUGCUGCUCCUCUGCCGCUACGUGCGCCGCGAGAUGCGCGCGCUGACCGACGAGGACCGCGAGACCUUCUUCUCCGCCAUGGAGGUCGUCUGGAGCUGCCGCAGCGACGACAACUGCACGAACAGCUACGGGCCCGCGUACCGCGACAUCCACUCGCUGACGACGCUCCACGCGUCGCUCGCCGGCGACAAGUCCGACUGGUUCGGCGAGGUCGACGAGGACGAGCACACGGUCACCAAGGGCCGCUGGGCCUACAUCAAGGUCGAGACCGACGCCUGGAGCCACCGGAGCCACAACUCCUACGGCUACCUGCGGGCGCCGUGGAACAACAACCCCGCGGCGUACGUCACGCGGUCCCACGACCUCUGCGGCGUCAAGUUCGACAUGCUCCCGAGCUGCGAGAUCCACUACAAGCUCCUCAACGACACGAACUCCUGGUUCGACUUCGCGUGGCAGCUGCCCUACGCGCCCCACGGGCCCGUGCACCAGUACCUCGGCGGCACGCUCGAGUGCAACGAGACGUCCAACGACCUCGUCCACAUGCUCUCCAAGCACGUGUCCACGGACGACUACCCGAAGUUCGACUCCCAGCGGUCGGCGCUGCUCUACCUCGUGCGCACGGACAUGUUCCUCUCGCUGAAGAACCUGUACCGCGACGACCGGCUGACGAUGCCGAGCUACUGCUCGCUCGACACGCCCUACAGCGAGUGCCACGGCACGUGCGACGACGCGACGAACCUGAAGAAGGCGCUCCAGCACAACUACACGGACUUCAUCAAGACGUUCUGGGACCAGAUGUUCUCCUGGGACGUGACGAUGGGCCGCGAGACCGUGUCGUCCAAGUACCACUGGCUCGACUACGACCUCAAGGUCCAGGUCAUCGAGAAGCUCUGCGACGGCGGCAUGGGCAUCGACGGCGACCACCUCGAGAGCGCGUCGCCGCUCGACCCGAGCUUCUGGCCCAUCCACCCGACGAUGGAGCGCCUCUACAUGUACAAGAAGCUCACGAACACGUUCAUCAACGACACCUGGCCCGAGCACGACACGUCCAUCGCGUCCUCCUGCUACGGCCACAGCAAGCACGACGUCAUCCCCUUCCAGUUCUCCAUCAAGACGUCCGACGACACGAACUACACGCAGAAGUUCUACACGAACCACGAGGUGCUCGAGAUGGCGAGCCCGGAGAGCCCGACGCUCCCCUACGUCUACGACACCUUCGAGUGGAACCACUGCAAGGACGCCGGCUACGACUUCGACGACCUCAUCAACACGCACGUCGUCGCUGCCACUGCACGCUGCGGCAGCAAAACCAUGCGACAUCCGGCGCUCGCGAUCGUCCUCGUCGCCGCGGCCCACGGCCUCAGCGCGCCGCGGCCGCGGGCGACGCGGCGCGCCGAGGCGCACCGCCUCGCGGCCGUCGCGUCGUCGACGGCCGGCGGCGGCGGCGGCCCGCUGCGCGCCGCGGGCCGCUUCGCGGAGAAGCAGUUCUUCGUCGUGGGCAUGGGCGCGGCCGUCGCCGCCGCGGCCGCCGCGCCGGCCGUCGGCGUCGCCGCGGAGCCCUACGUCGGCAAAUACGCCGUCGGCCUCGUCUUCCUCCUGAGCGGCCUCGGCCUGCGCGUCGAGGAGCUGCGCGCCGCGGCGCUGGACCUGCGCCUCAACGCGGCGACGCAGGCGACGAAUUUGCUCUUCGUGCCGGCGGUCGCGGCGCCGGCCGUCGCGGCGGCGCGGCGGUGGUCCGCCGUCGACGGCCGCCUGCUCGACGGCCUGCUGGCGACGGCGUGCCUGCCGACGACGGUGAACAUGUGCGUCGCGCUGACGCAGUCCGCCGGGGGCAACGUCGCCGCCGCGCUCGCGAACGCGGUCCUGGGCAACUGCCUCGGCGUCGUCGCGACGCCCGCCCUGCUCUACGCGGUGCUCCGCGCGCGCGUGCCCCUGCCGCCGGCGGGCGCCGUCGUCGGGAAGCUCGCGACGAAGUGCCUGCUGCCCGUUCUGGUCGGCCAGGUCCUGCGGCGGUCGUCGCGCGUCGCCGCGUUCCAACAAAAACGAAAGCGGUCGCUCACGCGCGCGUCGGAGCUCGCGCUCCUCGCCAUCGUCUGGUGCGCCUUCGCCGGCGCCUUCGCGACGGGCUUCGGCGUCGGCGGCCGGGAUUUGGCGCUGCUCGGGCUGGGCCUGCCGCUCGCGCACGGCGCGCUCCUCGCGGCGUGCCUGGCCGCGUUCGGCCGCGCGUUCCCGCGGCGCGACGCCGUCGCCGCGGCCUACUGCGCGUCGCACAAGACGCUGGCCUUCGGGCUGCCCCUCAUCCGCACGAUCUUCGCCGGCAGCCCGGACCUCGCCUACUACUGCGCGCCCAUCAUGAUCCUCCACCCGCUCCAGCUCCUCGUCGGGUCCCUCGCCGUCGCCUUGAAGACGGCCAUCGGGAGCAAUAAAGUGCCGAGGCCAAACGACGGCAGCCCGCGCCGAGAAGGGGCUGGAGAGGCCUCGGACGCCGCGAUGAAGCUCAACGCGCGCGGCGAGGUCACGCAAAAGUACCGCAAGGCGGCGCUGCUGGACCGGGAGCUCGAACGAGGCAAUGAGGAGGAAAAGAAUCUCCAGGCGGACGCCGUCGCCCACGAGGCGCGCGUCGCCGCGGCGGCGCGCACGGCCGGGCGGCGGCGGCGCCUCGUCGGCGACGACCUGCGGCGCGUGACGCUCGCCUUCGACGGCCGCGCGGCGGGCGCGCCGACGGCGGCGCUCGGCGCCGCCUUCGAGCUCACGCUGCCCAAGUCCUGGGACGACCGGCCGUGCUCCAAGCUCCUGAAGCACUUCGCGAAGACGUACGCGGUCAAGUACCCGUCGGAGCCGCCCCUGCGCGUCAAGGGCCUGGAGCUCCUGCGAAACGACGGCGCGGCCGUCGCCCUCGACGCGCUCAUCGGCGACGAGGUCGGCGGGCGCGGCGCGCCGGAGGAGUUGGUGGUGGCGUUCACGGCGGCCGGCGGGAGCGCCGCGAACGCGCCCGUGGUCCUCGUGCUCGGCGAGGUCGAGACGUACGCGGGCCUCGCGGGCGAACACGAGCCCAAGUUCGUGACGCCGUCCUUCGUCAAGGCCGUCUGGCUCGAGGACGGGUCGAGCCAGCCGUCGGGCUUCGCCGCGGGCGCGUCGCCGGACGCGCGCAUGGACCUCUGCCCGGACCGCGGGGCCUACUACUACCCGCUCGGGUCGAGCUGCCUCAAGUACGAGAAGCGAGUCGUCAAGGGCUCGGGCGCGGCCAGGGACCUCGCGGUCGCCGGCCGGGGCUGGGCGGACGUCGAGGCCGUCGUGCGGAACGCGCUGCUCAUGGCCCGGCUCCACUGCGCGAAGCGCCACGUCGUCUGCGUCGUGCCGUCGCGGGCGACGAUCAAGCUCCGGGCGUCCCUCGUCGCCUUCUUCUUCGAGGAGCACGGCGCGGCGUCCGUCUGCGUCGCGCCGCUCGCCGCGUGCGCGAUGGCGCUCCGUGUCCCCGUUUCGGGCUGGCGCGGCACGGCCUGCGUCGUCGAGUGCGGCCACGACUCGUCCUGCGCCCAGGCCUACGUCGAGGGUGUUUUGGCGACGAGCUCCUGGACGCCGCGGGGAGGGGAAGGCGUGGCGAAGCUCUUCGCGUCGCUCGUGGCGCGCGCGACGCCCGAGGCGGCCGCGCGGCCGGGCGCGAAGACGCUCGCCGACCCCUGCCGGGCCCACGCGCUCCUGCUGGCCAAGAAGGAGCUCUGCUUCGCGCGGUCGCUCGUCGAGGACGCGCCGGAGACGAUCCGGGGCCGCGUGCCGCUGCCCGACGGCGCGGACGCGGCCGUCUCCGAGGAGUGCUACCUCGCCACGGAGCUGCUCUUCGCGCGCCAGGACGAGUGCCCGCUGCCGGCGCUCGCCGCCGCGCCGCCGCUCCACAUCUGCGCCGCGGACGCGAUCAAGCGCGUCGGCGACAGGCGGCUGCACCGGCCGCUCCUCGCGGGCGUCAUCGUCACGGGCUGCGACGACGCGUGCCACGAGGGCUGCGACGUGCGCGUGGCCCAGGAGCUCGGCAACCUGCUGCGGGGCACGGUGCGCGUCGUCGCGAGCCGCGCGCGCGCCUGGGACGCGGCCGCGGCGUUCGCCGCCGCGCUCGCGGACGGCGACGCGCACGCCAAGUGGGUCGUGUCGCGAAGCGACUACGACGCCAUGGUCGCCGCGCGGGGCGUCUACGCCAAGGACGGCUCGGGCGACGACGGCGGCGGCGACGACGUCGUCCCCAUGAAGCGCGCGUCGGGCGCCGUCGGCCCGCCGGGCGUCGACGAGAUCGUCGAGGAGCACGCGCUCACGGACACGCGCGCGGCCCUCGACGCGAAGUCGCUCCCCCGCUGCGAGAUCGCCCGGGCCGAGUGA
Aureococcus anophagefferens is the source of this 4875-nucleotide messenger RNA. RefSeq lists its product as hypothetical. Gene Ontology annotation, cellular component: plasma membrane. Lineage: Eukaryota; Pelagophyceae; Pelagomonadales; Pelagomonadaceae. The transcript has 5 exons. Bases 1 to 4875 code for a protein of 1624 amino acids. The record is from RefSeq and is a predicted model, not a curated record.